AUGGCCGACUUUACAGCCUCUUCGGCCACUUCGCUGCCUCCUCUUCCAGCUGGCGUUGCGCCCGGUCAGCCUGCGUUCCAGAACGGCUCCCAAGGUCACAUGCCUCCGCCACCGGUUCCAUCCCUCACGAUUCCACAAAACACCAACCCGACACCCACUGCUGUCGGCGACAUCGACCUAAGCGGCAUCCUGUCGCCCACCAGCGCUGGCGGCCACGUGAGACGCGCUGCACCCGAACCGAACAAGAGAGCACUAUAUGUGGGAGGACUGGACCCCCGUGUUACGGAAGAUGUGCUCAAACAGAUCUUCGAGACGACUGGACAUGUGCAGAAUGUCAAGAUUAUCCCAGACAAGAACUUCCAGUCGAAAGGUUACAACUACGGUUUCGUGGAAUACGACGACCCAGGUGCUGCGGAAAGAGCUAUGCAGACUCUUAACGGGAGGCGUGUGCAUCAGCAAGAGAUUCGGGUCAACUGGGCAUAUCAGUCAAACACCAACACCAAGGAGGACACUUCGAAUCACUUCCACAUCUUCGUCGGCGAUCUUUCCAACGAAGUCAACGAUGAAGUUCUUCUGCAAGCUUUUUCGGCAUUCGGCACUGUCUCAGAAGCUCGAGUCAUGUGGGACAUGAAGACAGGCCGCUCACGUGGCUAUGGUUUCGUGGCUUACCGCGACCGCGGCGAGGCUGAGAAGGCGCUCAGCUCGAUGGAUGGAGAAUGGCUCGGUUCGCGUGCCGUUCGCUGCAACUGGGCGAACCAGAAGGGUCAGCCAUCCUUUUCUCAGCAACAGGCCAUGGCACAGAUGGGCAUGACUCCUACCACUCCAUACGGCCACCACACUUUCCCUACUCAAGGCACGCAGUCCUACGAGAUGGUCGUCAACCAGACUCCGCAAUGGCAAACUACGUGCUACGUCGGGAACCUGACGCCAUACACGACUCAGAACGAUCUUGUUCCGCUGUUCCAGAACUUCGGCUACGUUACUGAGACACGAUUCCAGUCCGACCGCGGCUUCGCAUUCAUCAAGAUGGACACGCACGAGAACGCGGCCAACGCGAUCUGCCAGCUCAGUGGCUACAACGUCAACGGCCGACCAUUGAAGUGCAGCUGGGGCAAAGACCGUCCUCCAACUGGCCAAUUCGAUGGAUACAACCCAGCCCAGACACCUCAAUCAGCUGUUCCCCAAUCCGCUGUCUUUCCAGGUACUCCCCAGGCGUUCUUCCCACAAUACGGUCAGCCAGGUGCACCUGCCAUGUCGCCACAAGCUGCCACCCCUGGUCAGUUCGGACAGCACCCAAUGCCAGGUAGCUUCACGAACCCAAUGUCGGCAACCACCAUGCAGCCACCUCCAGGUAGCUGGGCCACUCCUGGACAGAUACCUCAGAGCGCUGGCAGCUACGGCAGUCAAACUCCUGGCGGCUUCAUGCCUCAGCCAGGUAUGCCACAGCCAGGUCUCCCUCAAGCAGCACCUUUCGGACGCGGCUACGGCGGCUAUCAAGGUUAG
This is a messenger RNA of Fulvia fulva, 1503 nucleotides long. RefSeq names its product RNA-binding protein. Bases 1 to 1503 code for a protein of 500 amino acids. Lineage: Eukaryota; Fungi; Ascomycota; Dothideomycetes; Mycosphaerellales; Mycosphaerellaceae. The transcript has 3 exons. The record is from RefSeq and is a predicted model, not a curated record. Gene Ontology annotation, molecular function: RNA binding.